Centropristis striata (black sea bass) is the source of this 1158-nucleotide messenger RNA. Its product is annotated as keratin, type I cytoskeletal 50 kDa-like. Lineage: Eukaryota; Metazoa; Chordata; Actinopteri; Perciformes; Serranidae. The record is from RefSeq and is a predicted model, not a curated record. The transcript is spliced from 6 exons. Bases 1 to 1158 code for a protein of 385 amino acids. Gene Ontology annotation, molecular function: structural molecule activity.
AUGACUUCCUACAGCCGCACCGCCAACUUCUCCAGUGGAAAACAUAUUGGCUCCAUGAGGGCCCCCAGCGUGUAUGCCGGCGCCGGAGGCUACGGGGUCCGCAUCUCCAGCAUGAGCGCUCCCAGAAGCUUCUCCUCUGCCGGCGGCGCGGGGUUCUCUGCCGGUGGUGCAGGAGCUGGUGGCGGCUUCAGCCUGUCCGACGCCCUCGACAUCUCCGACAACAAGAAAAUGGCCAUGCAGAACCUGAACGAGCGCCUGGCCUCCUACCUGGACAAGGUGCGCAUCCUUGAGAAGGCCAACGCUGACCUGGAGCUGAAGAUCAGGCAGUUCCUGGAGAACAAAACCAAACCUGAGGGCCACGACUGCGCCGCUUUCAAGGUGGCCAUCAGUGACCUGCAGGACCAGAUCCUCUAUGCCACCCGUACAAACGGCUCUCUCUACCUGGCCAUCGAUAACGCCAAGCUGGCUGCUGAUGACUUCAAGGUCAAGUACGAGAAUGAGCUGGCCAUGCGUCAGUCCGUGGAGGCCGACAUCGCCGGGCUCAAGAGGGUCCUGGAUGAGCUGACUCUGAGCCGGUCCGACCUGGAGAUGCAGAUCGAGGCACUCAGGGAGGAACUCAUCCAGCUCAAGAAGAACCAUGAGGAGGACAUGCUGGCUAUGCGGGCCCAGGUCGGAGGUCAGGUGAACGUGGAGGUGGAUGCCGCUCCUCAGCAGGACCUGGCCAACGUCAUGGCCGGAAUCAGAGAGCACUACGAGACCGUCGCCAACAAGAACCGCAAAGCACUGGAGGCCUGGUUCCAGACCAAGUCAGAGGAGCUCAAUAAGGAGGUCGCCGUGAGCACAGAAACUCUUCAGUCCUCGCGGUCCGAGGUGACGGAGGUGAAGCGAUCGUUGCAGGGCCUGGAGAUCGAGCUCCAAGCUCAGCUCAGCAUGAAAGCGUCUCUGGAGGGAACCCUCGCCGAUGCCCAGAGCCGCUAUGCCAGCAUGCUAUCCGGUUACCAGAGGCAGGUGUCUGCUCUGGAGGAUCAGCUGGUGCAGCUGAGGGCCGACCUGGAGAGACAAGGACAGGAGUAUCAGAUGCUGCUGGACAUCAAGACCAGACUGGAGAUGGAGAUCGCCGAGUACAGGAGGCUGCUGGACGGAGAGCUGUCCAGGUAA